Molecule: messenger RNA, 570 nt
Organism: Colletotrichum phormii
Lineage: Eukaryota; Fungi; Ascomycota; Sordariomycetes; Glomerellales; Glomerellaceae
Exons: 2
Coding region: 157-336 (59 amino acids)
Source: RefSeq, a predicted model, not a curated record
CCCGGAUAGGAAAGAGGGGCGCAAAGCUGGGGGCGGGGGGCGGGUUCUGCCCCAGGCUGGGACAGAGACGGGAUUAAGUCGCUCGGACCAAGGCAAGCAAAGGCCAAGUUCCGCGGGGAAAAUGCAGUAUGCGAUCGACGCAUGGCUGAUGGGUAAAUGAUGCACCAUUGGGUAGUUCUGCACUGGGGUGACAGAUCUUGGGGUUAUCUCGGGGUCCGUCACACACCCUUCACGGCAUCCUUACGCGGGGGAGAUGUAGUCUUUCUGCUGGGCUGGACCCGCGAUCUGUGGGGUUUGUAUCUUGAUCUGGUAAUAUUCACCGCGGGAGAGACUUAAGAGUCGAAUUGCAGUAUGCCAAGAGGCGCUCGGUGUUCCAGCCGACGAUGGAGAAGGCGUCAAGAGGCUGGGGCGAAGUUUGGGGAAAUACGGGGACCUCUUCGGUAAUCUUGCAUUUAGACCGCAUCACAACUCGCCUUGCCAGCCGCUUCUUCGUGUCUUCUCCCCGCGGGGAAGUGGAUAAUGAGAGCAAGGCCUUAUCGAGGGAAGCUUCUUGUUACGGCCAGCUAGUCG